Messenger RNA from Pleuronectes platessa (European plaice), 938 nucleotides. RefSeq names its product placental growth factor a (gene pgfa). The record is from RefSeq and is a predicted model, not a curated record. The coding region runs from base 64 to 573 and encodes 169 amino acids. NCBI's taxonomy places the organism in Eukaryota, Metazoa, Chordata, Actinopteri, Pleuronectiformes, Pleuronectidae. Gene Ontology annotation, biological process: vascular endothelial growth factor signaling pathway; vascular endothelial growth factor receptor signaling pathway; positive regulation of angiogenesis. Gene Ontology annotation, molecular function: growth factor activity; chemoattractant activity; vascular endothelial growth factor receptor binding. Gene Ontology annotation, cellular component: membrane. The transcript has 7 exons.
UAUUCCUCUCUUUCACUUCUUUCCGACUGACCGGACAGGAGGCGACUUCUCCAUCCAGCCAGGAUGAUGGAGUUUAUUUCCCCCGGAGUCCCACAUCUUGUUCUGGUUCUCCUGGUUCAGCUGACGGUACAUGCACAGAUUCCACCUCCGCCAGACGAUAAGGCCCCCAAAGGGAUGAUGUUCGAGGAGGUGAUGGCGAAGAGCAUGUGUCACCCCAUGGAGCAGCUGGUGGAUGUGGAGCAGGAGUUCCCUGGAGUCGUCGGCUACAUCUACAUGCCUGCUUGUGUGUCUCUAUGGCGAUGCUCUGGUUGCUGUCGGGACGAGUACCUGGAGUGUCAUCCCACCCUCGAACGCAACAUCACUGUGCAGAUGAUAAGAAUUGCUCCUUUCAUAUCCCGCAACCACGUGGAACUGACAUUUGUGGAGCAUCAGAAAUGUGACUGCAGAGCCCGUCAGACACUUCUAAACUAUACCAGCAGCAGCCAGGAGUCCUUCAGGAGUAAACCUCGGCGGCGGAAACUCAAGAAGACAGAGACCGGCUGUGGCAAGUGCCAGUUUCCUCAGAACAACUGAUUCACACACCUGUCAAAAGUUUCAUUGGGAGGAUGGACUUUGACUUGGCGAUCUGAAGCACUUUCUGUGAAUUGAAUCUUAACACCUGUCUUUACAUCUUGACUUUGUUUUCUACUUUUUGCUUAAUAACAAUAUAUCUAGACUCAUUUGGCUCUGACUGCUGUUUUUACAAUAGGCCAAUUUUUUAUUUAAAAAAUGUGGCUGCUUUUGUUUGAGCUUUUAAAAAGAGAGAUAAGGUGACAGACAGAUAAUCUGUGCAGAGAUGGAAUUCUUUGAGUUUAUCAAUCACUUGGCGGAAGGAUGACGGUCUCCAGCCACCUUGAGUUUUCACUGAUUAACUGUCAUAUCAAUGUGUCAGACCCUCC